Molecule: messenger RNA, 1107 nt
Organism: Adineta steineri
Lineage: Eukaryota; Metazoa; Rotifera; Eurotatoria; Adinetida; Adinetidae
Source: the annotation of a GenBank genome assembly
AUGCAAUUCGCAAACGUACCAGCAAGUUGUCGACGCCGCGAUGUAUCUAUAAGUGACAUGAGCAACGAUGCAGCACUGACCGGUGACUUCCUCCAGGUUGAGUUUUUGGUGUCAAUUCCGAAUCAAUGUGGCGGCCUUAUUCGAAGUAAUUGUGCAACAGAGUCCUUCAGCAAAGUCACCAAUGCUUUGGGUAGUCUUGGUGUAUUCAAUGCAAUGAUCCAAAUCGAAGGGAGUGCACCAUUUGACUUACUGCUCGGAUUUUACUCAUUGACAACUCAAAUCACAACUUCUCCGUGCACAUCGAAUCCCUGUACCGCGAAUGGUGGUGGUGGUAUCUGCACUGCAACAGGUGGUGGAGCAGCUCACUACACAUGUGCAAAUUGUUUGUAUGGUCCACUAACGACUGAUGUACCAUGUGCCGCUUCUCCGUGCACAUCGAACCCCUGCACUGCAAAUGGUGGCGGUGGUACUUGCGGUGCAACAGGUGGUGGAACACAAGGCUACACAUGUACAAGUUGUACUUAUGGCCCUGCCGCGGCAAAUACAGCAUGUCCAGUUACUCCGUGCGCAUCGGGUCCCUGUGCAGCAAAUGGUGGCGGUGGUGGUACUUGCUCUGCAACGGGUGGUGGAGCAGCUCACUACACAUGCGCCAAUUGUUUGUAUGGUCCACCAACGACUGAUGUCCCAUGUGCAGCUACUCCAUGCGCAUCGGGUCCCUGCACUGCAAAUGGUGGUGGUGGUAUUUGCUCUGCAACAGGUGGCGGAUCAGCAGGCUAUACAUGCUCAAGUUGUACUUACGCAGCUGCAGCUGCCAAUACCGCAUGUCCAGCUUCUCCGUGCACAUCGAAUCCGUGCAAUCUGAAUGGUGGUGGCAUUUGCACUCCUAUAGCUGUAACACCACCAGGCUACACAUGCGCAAGUUGUGCGUAUGGUCCAGCGACGACCACCGGAAGUAAUCCAUGUGCACCGAGUCCAUGUACACCGAGCACCUGCACUGCAAAUGAUGCUCUAGCUACGUGCGCUCCAACGGCUGAUGGAACUGCAAACUAUCAAUGCACUUGUAGAUAUGGCAUUGUGGGCACAAAUAAAGCAUGUCCAGGUAACUGA